CAGUCAAAUCUCUGCGCGGGAAUGGACAAAAUAAACGCAUUUUAUCUGUUUUCGUGCGUAAUUCACAAAGUGUAGAAAGAAUUACUGCUAGAAGACUGACAUUUUGCAAACAUAUUUACCUGCAUGUCUUUGUGCGCAGUUCCAAUUUUCGACUAGGAUUGUUUUGCUACAAGCGGAGUUACAGCAUGUAAAUCAGACAAUAUUCUUGAUAGAGGGCUUCAACUUUACGAACAUGUUAACCACUGUGUUAACAUGCGGACCUCCAUAUUUUAGGUUGUUAAUAUUUCGACACAGCAGGAGUUAUAUCCGUUUAAAGAAGAAGAGGGGGCAUGUUUCGUCCUUAGGUUUGAGAUUGAUUAAGUCUGAACAAACACAUAAGUAGCAUGUCAACUAUCGCAUAUGGGCAGAAGACAAAAGUGGAAUGUGGCAUAUUCGUGUUCUUCUGACACAUGUCUUGUUUCAAGGUUUUAUUGGAAUAUCAUCGGGACAAUUGGGUUAGUAGAAGCAAGUAAUGAUUCCCAUAACGAUAAAGAAAUACUUACGGCACUUACGGCACUGCAAACGCAAAUUAAACAUCUCGAAGAUCAGUCGAUUAAGGCUAAUAAUGAGAUCGAAAAGGCUAACAACGUUGCCGAAAAACUCAAACUUGAGAUCAAUACGCUUACAAGCAAACUAAACACUGAAGCAGUGAAAACCAGAGACUUAGAAACAAAACUGAUCAGUGAAAUGGCGAAGACAAAACAGCUAGAAAAAAAGGUGGACGUCUUGCUUCAAGCAGACCGGUCUCAGAAUGGAAGAACUAGUCUAACAAAGAGAGCGGCAGUCAAUGCAACCAAGAUUGCGUUCUCGGCCUACUUGGACAAAUAUGUGCAAAACCUUGGUCCAGGGCAUACAAUACAAUUCGGACAAGUGGUAUUGAACGAGGGAGACGCUUAUAACCCUUACACUGGAAUAUUCACAGUCCCUGUUAGCGGCGUAUACAUGAUCACGGCGGCUUUAGAAUCGCUGUAUAAUCAUAUACAGUGGUUCAAUAUCCUGAUCGACGGAGAUAUCACUUCUUCUAUUGCAUUUGACCCGUGGACAUAUGGGGCUAAUUCCAUGGGUACCAAUAUCGUUCUUGUUCGAUUGGAGAAGGGCCAGAGCGUGUGGGUAGCUGUUGAUAGCCGUCAUUCAGGGGAAGGUCUACAAGGCGAACCGUCCGUUCGUGCGACAACAUUUUCUGGACUCUAUCUUUUUGACUGAUUUAUGCCCUAACGCGCUUUCGAUUACCUUGAAAUAUAUUUUUAAAGAAUGCUGUCCAUAUGUACUUGUUUAAGUAGUUGCAGAUUUGCACACAACAUUUUACAUUUUAAUGACUGAAUCUACGUUACUACUAUACAGUAAAGCAGUUACGUGUGCAAAUAAAAAAAAAGUAACAUACUCUCUUCUUAGUUCAAAGGCUGAGCUUUAUUCUUGUAUGCUUUCAUUUAGGCUGUACGGAAAGGGAAAUAUAACUGUGUUUUUUUCUGAGUGAGUUUCAGGAAUUGAAACCUUACAUUUAAGAGGUUUGAUAAUUUUCACUGUUUCAGUUUCUCGGUUCACGAAUCUUUACCUUAGUUGCAGUUAAUUGUCAACGAUUCCGGUUUAAAAUACAUUUUGCCACAAUG
Messenger RNA from Dreissena polymorpha, 1646 nucleotides. RefSeq lists its product as uncharacterized. The record is from RefSeq and is a predicted model, not a curated record. Lineage: Eukaryota; Metazoa; Mollusca; Bivalvia; Myida; Dreissenidae. Gene Ontology annotation, molecular function: protein binding. The coding region runs from base 400 to 1242 and encodes 280 amino acids. The transcript is spliced from 4 exons.